Molecule: messenger RNA, 2088 nt
Organism: Wasmannia auropunctata (little fire ant)
Lineage: Eukaryota; Metazoa; Arthropoda; Insecta; Hymenoptera; Formicidae
Product: tRNA (uracil-5-)-methyltransferase homolog A-like
Exons: 8
Coding region: 329-2044 (571 amino acids)
Biological process (GO): RNA processing
Molecular function (GO): nucleic acid binding; RNA methyltransferase activity
Source: RefSeq, a predicted model, not a curated record
CCGAACGCAACUCUAUAAUUCCUAAUGUCUAUGGUGAAAACAUGUGUUUACACGAUCCUAACCUGUUAUAAGUUGUUUGGGAAAACGAUAUGUACUUUUCAAUCAAUUUUAUUGCUUGUUAGCUUUAUCGCAGUUAUUUAGUUGGCUAACAGCUAAGCACUUAAUUAUAUUCAGAAUUUAAUAUUGUUAUAUUUGUAUUACGGUUAGAGUAAACUGUGUAAAAAUAUAGAAAGAAGAUUAAACGACUCUAGCAACACAAUUUUUCCUGAAUAUCUUUUGAUAGAAAUUUUAACGAAUUGUGCAAGUGUGAAUUUAAGAAGUUGACAUUAUGGCUGACACAAAUGAUAUGAAAACGGUAACAACCAGCAUUGUAGAGAACGAAAAAAAUCCGUAUGCAUAUCUUGAAAGAGACGAUUUUACUUCUGAAAAGUACAAGAUAGAAGUGCGCGGUUUACCAAAACAUUAUGGAAUUGGUGAAUUCAAGAAGCUCUUAAAUGAAAAACUGGAUUUGCAAUUAUGUAAAGUAAAGCCACCUAAAAAAGGCAGCAGCAGUUGGUUAUAUGUAUGUUUCAGAAGUGAGGAAUGUCGUCAACGAGCAAUAACUACUAUUAAUGGGAUUUUGUGGAAAAACAGUAAACUCACUGCACAGGCAGCUAAACCUGCUCCAGAUCCUUUUGUGAAAAGAAAACUGGAAGAAGAGUCUAGCAACAAACGUUUGAAAACUGAUGCUGAGGAUCCAAAUUGUUCCCCUAUGGACAGAAUCAAAUUUAGUACUACUCCUUUGUGGAACAUGCCAUAUCUAGAUCAGCUCGAACUUAAGCAAAAGGAGAUGAAAUCUAUCCUGAUAAAAAUUGGUCAGCGAAUGGUUAUAGAAAGUAAAGCAUUGACAGACUGGGUAAAUUCACAAAGAAAAUUGUACGAUGGAUUGCCAUGCAAGUUGCAGAAUAUACUUUCAGCGGAUAUUACUGAAGCAUAUAGAAAUAAAUGCGAGUUUACAAUUGGUAAAGACAGCGAGCAGAGCAAAAUUAUGAUUGGGUUUAGACUAUCAGCUUAUGCCUCAGGUUCUACAGCAGUUGGACCUAUUGACGAUCUUUGUCACAUUCCAAAAAAUAUGAAAAUUGCUGUAAAGAUAUUAGAAAUAUUUAUACGUGAGUCAAACUUGGAGCCUUUUAAUCCAGUUGAUCAUAGUGGAUAUUGGAGACAAGUUACCGCUCGAACCACUCGUGCCAAUCAUCUAAUGUUGAUAGUAGGAAUACAUCCUCAAGAUCUACGUAGCGAUGAAUUAGAAAAGUUAAAAUCGCAAUUAAGAAUAUUUUUCGAAACUGGAAAAGGUGUUGAUGCUCAUGUCACUUCAUUGUACUUUCAAACAAUUGAUAAGAAAAGUAAAGGUGGUGAAAGUAGCGACACCUUAUAUCAUAUAAGUGGAACAAAAUAUAUAGAAGAAACGCUACUCGGAAUGAAAUUUCGAGUUUCGCCUCAAGCAUUUUUUCAAGUUAAUACUUUAGGAGCAGAAGUUCUGUACAAGGCGGCAAUCGAUCUUGCUGAACCUACGAUGGAUACGGCGCUACUUGAUGUGUGUUGCGGUACUGGAACUAUAGGUCUCUGCUUUUCGAAGCAUUACGGCGAAGUAUUAGGAGUGGAAAUUAUUCCUGAUGCUAUAAAAGACGCGAAGGAAAACGCUAUUAAGAACGAUAUUAUUAAUUGCGAAUUUUUUGUUGGGAAGGCGGAGGAUAUUUUGUUGCCUGUUAUUCAGAGGACAACAAAAUCGAAUAUUACUGCUAUUGUGGAUCCUCCACGAGCUGGCUUACAUCAAAAAGCUUUAUUGACACUACGUAAAUCAAAAAAGUUGAGCAAACUGGUGUAUAUAGCGUGCGACCCGGGUGCUGCCAUUAAAAAUUUAAUUGACUUAGCACGACCUACUUCCAAGCAGUAUCUCGGUGAGCCCUUGGUACCAGUAAAGGCCAUCGCGGUUGACAUGUUUCCUCAUACUAAGCAUUGUGAAUUAAUAUUGUGCCUUGAAAGGCUAUCGAAAGUGACGAAAUGAAAUGAAUCGUCCAAAAAAAUCGAAUAAAGAACGUUUAAAAUAUA